UCUUUUCGUCCGGAAAAGCGUGAUUUACAAAAUUACACAUCGCCAAUUCAAUUCCAAUUCUAUACCCAAUUCACAAACCCUCUCUGUCCAGACAUAUACUCAAUGUAUAUACAUCCACCUUAAAUCCUACUUUAAUUGCGGUACAGAUCCUUAUACUGGUGCUCGAUCCACGUCUGGCACCUAUUAGAUGAGCUAGGCACAUACUCAAGUAUAUAUAUGCCGAGAUUCUAAGCGUAAGCAGAGAAUUGAGCAUUAAAUUUUAUUGCCCUAAUGGCGCAGUCGGUGGAUUUUUUCAGUGAGUAUGGCGAGGGGAGUCGGUAUGUAGUGCAGGAAAUGGUGGGAAAAGGAAGCUACGGCGUUGUUUGUUCUGCAGUCGAUACGUCGACGGGGCAGAAAGUGGCGAUCAAAAAAAUGACUAAUGUUUUUGAGCAUGUAUCCGAUGCGACAAGAAUUUUGAGAGAAAUUAAACUGCUGAGGCUCUUGCGCCAUCCUGAUAUUGUAGAAAUCAAGCACAUAAUGCUUCCCCCAUGCAGCCGCAAGUUCAAGGAUGUUUAUGUUGUUUUUGAGUUGAUGGAGUCCGAUCUGCAUCAGGUUAUUAAAGCAAACAGAGACUUGACGCCUCGGCAUUAUCAGUUUUUUUUGUAUCAGCUUCUCCGGGCCAUGAAGUAUCUUCAUACAGCCAAUGUCUUUCAUCGAGAUCUCAAGCCUAAGAAUGUAUUAGCCAAUGCAGAUUGCAAUCUUAAGAUCUGUGAUUUUGGUCUUGCUAGGGUUGCCUUCAAUGAUACCUCGACUUCAGUUUUCUGGACGGAUUAUGUAGCCACGAGAUGGUAUCGAGCUCCAGAACUUUGUGGUUCCUUUUUCUCAAAGUACACUCCUGCUGUUGACAUAUGGAGCGUUGGAUGCAUCUUUGCAGAAGUGCUGAUGGGACGACCUCUUUUUCCUGGGAAAAAUGUGGUUCACCAAUUAGAUCUGAUUACAGAUAUUCUUGGAACACCGCCUACUGAUGCCAUAUCUAGGAUACGGAAUGAUAAAGCCAGAAAAUAUCUAGCUUCCAUGAGGAAGAAAUCUGCAAUUUCUUUUGCACAGAAAUUCCCAAAGGCAGAUCCUUUGGCCCUUAGGCUUUUGGGUAGAUUGCUUGCUUUUGAUCCAAAGGACCGUCCUUCUGCCGAACAAGCUUUGGCCGAUCCAUACUUUAUAGGUCUGGCCAGAAAAGAACGGGAACCUUCAGCGCAGCCCAUUAUAAAGUUGGAAUUUGAGUUUGAGAAGCGACGAAUGUCAAAAGAGGAUGUAAGAGAUCUAAUUUAUAAGGAGAUUCUAGAGUAUCAUCCUCAAAUGCAAAAGGAUCACUUGCUUGGGACAGACAAUGUACACUAUGUGUAUCCAAGUUCUAUGGGUCUAUUCAAGAAACAAUUUAACCAUCUUGAAGAGCAUUAUGACAAAGGAUAUCCUUGCGAGCCUUUAGAAAGAGAGCAUUCCUCUUUACCCAGGGAACGGCCAUCAGAAAUGAGGGCAGCGGUGAGUUGCUAUGAAAGAGAAAAACAAGAAAGAGGUCUAAAUAAUGUCAUGAAGAUGACUGCAAAGGCACACACAGUCUUGCAAGGAGGACAUGCAAAACCUGGCAGAGUAUUCGGUUCAGGCUUGGAAAGGCCUAGUGGGAGCAAAACAGAUACCCAUUUACAGAGACUAGUCAAGAGCUCUAAUGUGAGUGGCUCUUUGCAUGACAAAUCUGGACAACUCUAUCCUAGGCAAUCCCUAUGUGUGGAUUUAGAGAAAAAUGUAAGGAAGGAGGAAUCUUCAAGUGAGAAGAUUAAUGCCAAUUUUCCCAGGCCCAGAAUGAAUGAGCAUGUCCUCCCACAUAAGGAGGAACUUUCUAUUGAUAACACCAAUACCAUUCGUCCAAGUUCCAGCAUGAACUGGCAUUUGUUACAUCAUAGGGAUGAAUCUUCGAGUGAGAACACAAAUCUCAUUCCUUCAAGGUCCAGUAUGAACGGGCACCUGCUUCCUCGUAGAGGGUGUUAGGUGUAUCAUCCAGCACCUUAUCAAUUUUAGGUUUAUUCACUGGCAAACCUAUUCUUCAUAGUAAAUUUUUGGCUUACCUGUAAGGUAGGAGAGAGAACAUCUGUAUGUGUUACAUAGUGAUAUUGAUUUUGUUAUUCUUGUUAAAGUUGGGGUAAUUUUGUUCAACAUAAAUACUCUGAUUGUAAGCAUAUAUAAAGGGUGUGUUAAUAAGUUUUC
Molecule: messenger RNA, 2235 nt
Organism: Cryptomeria japonica (Japanese cedar)
Lineage: Eukaryota; Viridiplantae; Streptophyta; Pinopsida; Cupressales; Cupressaceae
Product: mitogen-activated protein kinase 15
Exons: 10
Coding region: 271-2019 (582 amino acids)
Biological process (GO): intracellular signal transduction; protein phosphorylation
Cellular component (GO): nucleus; cytoplasm
Molecular function (GO): ATP binding; MAP kinase activity
Source: RefSeq, a predicted model, not a curated record